Phytophthora infestans T30-4 is the source of this 369-nucleotide messenger RNA. RefSeq lists its product as uncharacterized. The transcript has 4 exons. Lineage: Eukaryota; Oomycota; Peronosporomycetes; Peronosporales; Peronosporaceae. Bases 1 to 369 code for a protein of 122 amino acids. The record is from RefSeq and is a predicted model, not a curated record.
AUGCAGUCACUGCUGUAUGAUGCUGGUCUGGUAGCUGGGGCGAUCCCCACAGCCGCAGCAGUGAACCGGGUACUCAGAGACGGGCUGGGGCAAUGGCGCAUUACGUCGUCCGUAGCUCUGGAUGUAGCUGUGCUUGGAGAGAUCUUAACACCUUUGGCACCGGGCAGUUUCCUGGUGAUUGCAUCAUUGACCAAUGUAGCGAAGAAUGUGGCGUGGCUGAGUGCUAGUGCAACACGUGCAGGUUUUCACAACUCGUUUGUAAUUAGAGAAAAUCUGGCCGAUGUGACGGCCAAGACGGGCCCUCAAGGGAUCGCCCAACAAUUUAAAUUACGUACAAGUCGGUGGCGUGCGUGCAGUUGCGUACCCUGA